GACGCCUACGGCUCUGCGCUUGAGUUCCUACUACCAGACACUCACACUCACUGGGCUCACUGCAUUUUGUCUUUUGUGUUUAAAUGUGUUUGUAAGAUUUAACCUAUGAAGUAACUGAGGAGAAGCAGGACAUUGUUCAGAGGGUAAUGUUUAGUUUAAUGUCUAAACACGAUGUGUAAGAUAUGUCCUCUGACUGUGCCGACUGCAAUCCAACAUUAACUAUGUAACAUGGGGGAGGCUGCGAGCUGUCUCAGCCUCCUGCAUCAGCUGGGAGCUCGAGCGAGCGUAUCCAGCCGGCCACAAACUCCACGUCGCUCCCUGAGCUUGAGAAGCGUCCCGAGCACGCUGCGCGUCCAGCACAGCUGCAGCUAGCUCUGUCUCACCAGAGGUUUCCACACCGUCUGGUCCAUUUGCGUCUCCGCCCGACCGGUCAUCAGCGCCCUGUCCCACUCUGCUCCUGGGUCUCUGCUGCCAUCAGCCAGUUUCUGAUGCAGGUUUCUUUAAAUCCUCUUUGUGUUUCAGAAGUCACACUUCCCCGAACGCCUUUAGCACCAACACUGUAUUUGCACACGUUCAUGCGCACAAAACAGGAAACACUAUUAAAAGACAGUGAGAGGUGUUAAGGCCGUUCCUAAAUAACUCCUGAUCCUCUUCUCAUGAAGAAAAGAUGAAGUCAGAGUUUAAAUCUUUUCUGUCUGUGUCAGGAUGGCAGCAAACAUCUGCUGCUGUCUUUUUGCCUUUUUCCUGAGCUGUAAAGUCACUGCAGGUUUGAUGCAUGAAGUGGCUGAAGAAGAGCGCUCCGUUGUUCUGAGGUGUCCUCUCUCCGAGGAGCGCAGAGUGACGUGGAGCAGAGAGAGAAAUGACAGCAGAGAGGAGAUCCUAACAGCCGAUGGCGGACGUUUAAUAAGACACGAUGACAUCACCAAGCAGUACACUGCAUACGACGACCUGUCGCUCUACAUUUACAGAGCUGCUGUCUCGCACUCGGGAACCUACUUCUGUGACGAUAAAGCUGCUGUGGCGCUCACAGUGAUCCCGUCAGGAACAAUGAGACUCGCUGUUGUGGGGGGGAGGAACGUCACCCUGAGAUGCCCUCAAGCUGGUCGAAGAUCAGGAAGUCCAUCGUGGAGCAGAAGUUUUGCUGGAAAACAACAGAUAGUCUGCCCUCAUGCUUCCACUGUGGGCCAGAUGUUGAUUAUUCCAGAUGUUCAGCUUGCUGACUCUGGACUGUACCACUGUGAUGGAAAACCAGCUGCUUAUCUAAAAGUGAUCAAGGAGGAGAAAUCUGACAGCGACAGGAAAACAACACGAACACCACCACCAAAAACAAUGACCACUUCACUGACAACAAGAACUGCAGCAACAGCGGCAGCAGCACCCGAGGAAAUCUUAGUUGUUGAUUACCCGUGGCACAUGACUGUCCGCACACUGAUUGGACUGCUCUACUUAAUCAUCAUGAUCAGCAUCACUGCUGUUACCCGGAGGAAAGCUCGACAGAUACAGAAGCGAGACAGCAGCAGAUUCUGAUCUCUGAUGCUCCAUCACACAGAAGCAGGACACCUGUGUUAACUAUAUGCAUCGUAGCUGCUCAUGGAGACUAAAGACAGUGUGGCACAAUAGCAAGCUACUGCUGCUGGGCUCCAGUUUGGUAUAAGUGCCUUGCAGAUUCAGUAUGUACCGUUGUGUCCACAAUUUUAAAUCAUUUGGAAAAAAAAUUGUUUUUUGUUUUUUUUUUUCUUACAGAUUUUAUUUUGCUGUUUAGCUUCAGUACGCUGUUGGCUCUGUUGUCAUGGCAAUAACACCAAAUUAUACCAUGUAAAACUCUGAAUAAAAAAUAACAAACACACCUGCUUAAAAGUAAAUGUUGCUGUUGUUGCAUCCCCAAGUUGGUCUACGAGUGAGGACAGUAACAUCAAACUGGCUGGAAAAACAGGAGAAAACGGUGAAAACCAAAAUAGAAUGGGCACUCAAGGUUUCUGGCUAAAUUAACAAGACCAUCAAUGAAGGCUAACAAACACCAACAAGCUAACAAACACGAUCAGAUCCUAACUAACAUACUAACAGCAGUUUCACAAACACAGAGGCCCUGAAUGCAGCAUCAGUCCAGUUAUAAAGGCCCUGGAGAGCAUUUAUUGGCUACAGGCCUCAGACGUCAGCCAAUCCAGUCUUUAAGUCUGACAUCAUUAGCUGUGUCCAAAAGUCAAACGAUCACUGCAGCAUCACUGAGAGUUAAAA
This is a messenger RNA of Haplochromis burtoni (Burton's mouthbrooder), 2235 nucleotides long. RefSeq lists its product as uncharacterized. The record is from RefSeq and is a predicted model, not a curated record. The coding region runs from base 706 to 1527 and encodes 273 amino acids. The transcript is spliced from 6 exons. Lineage: Eukaryota; Metazoa; Chordata; Actinopteri; Cichliformes; Cichlidae.